Molecule: messenger RNA, 1761 nt
Organism: Haemonchus placei
Lineage: Eukaryota; Metazoa; Nematoda; Chromadorea; Rhabditida; Trichostrongylidae
Source: the annotation of a GenBank genome assembly
UACCGUAGUUAUCGAAUCGUUGGAUUGCUAAAUGAAGUCAUUCGUCCUCUUAAAAAACCUGAGGGAAAAGGAUGGAAUGCUCUUGUAGUCGAUCGACUGGCAAUGCGUAUGCUUUCCGCUUGUUGCAAGAUGCACAACAUCAUGGAAGAUGGUAUUACGAUUGUCGAGGAUCUGGCGAAGAGAAGAGAACCACUUCCUAGUCUAGAAGCUAUCUACCUCAUUGCUCCAACCAAAGAAUCGAUUGAUCGUUUGAUUGCGGAUUACACCGUACGUAAUCAGUACAAAUGUGCCCAUGUGUUUUUCACGGAAGCUUGUACUGACACGCUGUUUUCCGAACUAUCUCGCAGUGCUGCCGCUCGCUAUAUUAAAACGUUGAAGGAAAUCAAUAUCGCUUUCACUCCUUACGAGAGUCAGGUGUACACGUUAGACUCACCCGACACCUACUUUCUUUAUUACAAUGCCCAGAAGCAAGGAGGGUUAACAUCCAAUCUUGAGCGUAUAGCCGAACAGCUUGCCACGGUCUGUGCCACUUUGGGAGAAUAUCCUUCUCUGCGGUACCGAGCUGAUUUUGAGAGGAAUGUCGAACUGGGUCAUCUUGUUGAACAAAAACUAGAUGCCUAUAAGGCUGAUGAUCCCACGAUGGGAGAAGGGGCUGACAAGGCUCGCAGUCAACUUCUAAUCAUAGAUCGUGGUUUCGAUGCUGUUACUCCACUGCUUCACGAAUUGACACUGCAAGCAAUGUGCUACGACUUGCUUGGGAUUGAAAACGAUGUUUACCGUUACGAAACGGGUGGAAAUGACAGCAUUGAGAAGGAGGUUCUUCUGGAUGAAAAUGACGACCUGUGGGUUGACACUCGUCACAAACACAUUGCUGUAGUUUCUCAAGAGGUCACGAAAGGUCUGAAGAAGUUCAGCGAUACUAAGGCAGGCUUCAAAGCAGACGCGAAAUCGAUCAAAGACUUGUCCAUGAUGAUCAAGAAGAUGCCGCAACAUCAGAAGGAACUGAAUAAAUUCAGUACCCACUUCCAUUUGGCUGAAGAAUGCAUGCGCCAGUAUCAAAGCGGUGUGGAUAAGCUGUGCAAAGUGGAGCAGGAUCUCGCCACACAAGUUGAUGCUGAAGGGGAACGUGUGAGGGAUCCGAUGAAGUUGAUGGUGCCACUAUUGAUCGAUCCGGUUGUGAAGACCGAGGAUAGGCUGAGACUUAUUCUCCUCUACAUUCUUAGCAAAAAUGGGAUCACUGACGAAAAUCUCAACAAACUUCUGCAACAUGCCAAUAUAGCCAUGGCCGAAAAGGAAACCAUCACGAAUGCGGCUUUCCUAGGAUUAAAUAUUACUACAGAUCAAGGUAGAAAGAAGGUGUGGACGCCUAUGCGAAAAGAACGACCGAAUGAACAGGUGUACCAGUCGUCGAGAUGGGUUCCAGCUCUGAAAGAUAUAAUGGAAGACGCAAUUGACGAUAAACUUGACACGAAACACUUUCCAUUCCUUGCCGGUCGUCAAACUAACCAGCCAUUCAGAGCGCCGACGUCAGCACGUUAUGGACAAUGGCACAAGGAACGCGGGCAGCAAGCCCAGUACCGUAGUGGUCCACGUUUGAUUGUGUUCGUUAUUGGAGGGCUGACAUACUCUGAAAUGCGUGCAGCAUAUGAAGUAACUCAAGCCAAGAAACCUUGGGAAGUAAUCAUAGGAUCUGAUCAGAUCAUCACCCCGGAAAAAUUCCUAGCCAAUCUUCGCGAUUUGAACAAACCCAGAGAGCAAUGA